CAUAUUUAAACGUACUCGAAUUGGGAAUGCAUAAAUAUUCCUUAUUGUUCGUCAUAUUGUUAAUGCUGUAUAAAACUUCAUUGGGAAUAGAGCUGCCCGAUGAUAUCAAAAAAUGCCACUUUGGGGACUCCCAAUGCCUUAUUAAUACUAUAAACGACUUGAUUAGGCGUUAUCCAAAUGGUAUACCGGGGAUUGGCUUGGCUCCGUUGAAUGUAACCCAGCUGGACGAUAUCUCGAUUGUGAACAGGCCCAAUGGUGCUUCAGUUUGGCUAUCAUUUUACUUACAAAAUUUAACCAACAAGGGAUUCAACAACGCAACCAUAACCCAAGUCAUUGGCUUUAAUAAGGAUCCGAGUAGUAGCAGCAUGAUAAUUAAAGCUCAUAUACCAAGGCUCAUUCAUAAAGGUACUUAUAAUAUGCUGUCUCGUAUUUUGUUAUUUAGAGCAAAUGCAACGGGAAGUUUUUGUUCAGAAUUUCUUAACUUUCGUUUGGAAAUGCUGAUAAAGACUAUACAGGAAUAUCGCAAUAACAAGCGAUACUUGCGCAUCUAUGAACUGAAGCCCAAAGUCGAUCUGCAGCGAUGGAUAAUUUCGCUUGAUUCAUUAUAUACUGAAAAUACGGAUAUGACAAUUGUGAUGAACAAUGUUAUCAAUGAAAAUUGGCUAGAGUUUUGGCAAGAGCUUGAGCCAAGUAUGCUGAAAACCUUUGAACUAUGCCUUACGUUAAUACUGAAAAGGGUCUUUGAUAAUGUCGCCUACGACGAUCUGUUUCUACCAGACGAAUAUUAAUUGCAUAUAUAUAUAUAUAUAUAUAUACUGUUCUUAAUGUGA
This is a messenger RNA of Drosophila arizonae, 830 nucleotides long. RefSeq names its product protein takeout-like. Gene Ontology annotation, biological process: multicellular organismal reproductive process. The record is from RefSeq and is a predicted model, not a curated record. Lineage: Eukaryota; Metazoa; Arthropoda; Insecta; Diptera; Drosophilidae.